Cottoperca gobio is the source of this 1791-nucleotide messenger RNA. RefSeq names its product proton channel OTOP2-like. The coding region runs from base 1 to 1791 and encodes 596 amino acids. The record is from RefSeq and is a predicted model, not a curated record. Gene Ontology annotation, molecular function: proton channel activity. Gene Ontology annotation, cellular component: membrane. NCBI's taxonomy places the organism in Eukaryota, Metazoa, Chordata, Actinopteri, Perciformes, Bovichtidae. The transcript is spliced from 6 exons. Gene Ontology annotation, biological process: proton transmembrane transport.
AUGUGUUUAAAAACUCGCUAUCCGUGCGACUGUUUGAACAGUGGCAAACCCUGUGAAUGCAGGAUGACGGCCAAAGACAGGGAGACGGAGGAGGCCCACCUGUCCAACAACCUCGAUGUACCCAGUCAAGUGGAGAGCACAUGCGAACCUGAGCUGAAUAGUCCUUCCUUUGAAGGCGUGAGGGAGCGGGGUCGAAACUGGGGAUGGAUGCUGUCUGAGAUCAUUUGCGUAAACAUUUUGAUCCUGGGCUGUGCCUUGGUCAGCGGCAGUGCCUACAACACUGUGAAAAUCAGCAGCUCUGACCUGCAGGUUUUCCUCAUCAUCCUUCUCCUCCUCACCGCCAUCUGGAUGCUUUAUUAUGUCAUCUACACGGCCAGGAAAGAACAUGCAGUUGUUUACAAGGAUGCACAUGCUGGACCUGUAUGGCUCAGGGCGGGACUUGUGCUAUUUGGACUGCUCAGUAUCAUCAUGGACAUUUUCAAGAUUGCCAGCUAUGUGGGCUACCUCCACUGCGAUUCUGCUGUUAAAGUUGCAUUCCCUGUGGUGCAACUUGUCUUUGUAAUUGUGCAGACAUAUUUUUUGUGGAUCCACGCUAAGGACUGUGUGCAGCUCCAAAGGAACAUUACACGCUGUGGACUGAUGCUCACCCUCUCCACAAAUCUAGUUGUGUGGAUGACUGCAGUCACUGAAGAGUCCCUUCACCAAACAAUAGUUCCUGAUCAUCCAAGCAACGACACUAAACUCUCUGGACGAAGCCUGUACAUCAGUAAAGCGGGUUAUGGCGAUGAUAAGUGCAAGUGCAGCCACACUUCAUGCAGCAUCUUCAAGGAGGCCUACUACUACUUGUACCCCUUCAACAUCGAGUUCAGUCUCUUUGCCUCCGCCAUGGCCUACGUCAUGUGGAAAAAUGUGGGCAGAGUAGCAGAAGAACACGGACACCACAAAAUCAAAUUCCGUCUGACGGAUGUAUUCCUUGGUCCUGUGGCGGGAGUUCUCUUAGUGGUGGCGGGUCUGGCAACCUUUAUCGUAUACGAGAUGGAAAUGGUUAAGCAUGAGAGAGAUGACGACAAGCAAGACCAAGCUUUGAUGAUGCACUUUGUCGUUAAUAUAGUGAUAGUGACCCUGAUGUCUCUUUCCACUGUGAUCGGCUGUGCCAUCUACAAGGUGGACCACAGGGAGCACGUAUCAGACAAAAACCCCACACGCAACCUGGAUGUGGGGCUGCUGGUGGGAGCCUCACUAGGGCAGUUCAUCAUCAGCUAUUUCACCAUCGUAGCCAUGGCGGCAACCGGAGCCAAAGGCCACCUGAACAGGCUCAACUUGGCCUGGUCUAUACUGAUGGUGAUCCAACUGGGCCUGCAGAACUUUUUCAUCAUCGAAGGUCUACAUCGGGAGCCCUUCCAUGAGGUGCAGCCUAUCACUGUGGUCGCAAAUCCCUACGUGCUGCAGCCGGGCAAAGAGCUGAGCAUCCUUGAAGGAUCAGACAUAGAAGCAAAGUCCAGCCCGGUGCUCACAGCACACAGCCUGCACGGCCACACAGCCGAGCACAGGCCCAAACUGUUAUGGAAGAGACGGGUGUUGAAGGAAGUCUGUGUGUUUCUGCUGCUGGGCAACGUCAUACUGUGGAUCAUGCCGGCAUUUGGUGCUCGUCCCCAGUUUGACCACGACACUGAAACCGAAUUCUACCAAUUCAACAUGUGGGCUGCUGUUGUGAAUGUUGGACUUCCGUUUGGCAUCUUUUACCGCAUGCAUUCGGUCGCCAGUCUGUUUGAAGUUUUUAUGACGUCAUAA